Messenger RNA from Ylistrum balloti, 1063 nucleotides. Its product is annotated as selenoprotein F-like. The transcript has 4 exons. The record is from RefSeq and is a predicted model, not a curated record. Gene Ontology annotation, molecular function: oxidoreductase activity. Gene Ontology annotation, cellular component: endoplasmic reticulum lumen. Lineage: Eukaryota; Metazoa; Mollusca; Bivalvia; Pectinida; Pectinidae.
AUUCCAAAGAUGGCGGACCCCUUGUGUCUGCUGUCUUUGGUCUUCAUUCUUUUGUUAUACAUUGAUAGAGGGAAGUGCAGCUUUUCAUUAGAGAAAUGUAAUGAGCUUGGCUUUAAUACAGGCCUUAUGUGCAGUGCCUGUAAAGAACUAGGUCAAUUUAACUUGAAACAGUUGGAGGAAUCAUGCCUUGCCUGUUGUGAUGAAGACACUGACUCAGGAAGUGACAUCAAGACCUACCCUUUUGCUGAGCUUCAUGUGUGCAGCUGAAAAUUAGGAAGGUUUCCACAGGUUCAAGCAUUUGUCAAGAGUGAGCGUGUCGCACAGUUUCCCGGAUUAAGCGUGAGGUACGUCCGCGGCUCAGACCCAGUCAUCAAGUUGUUGGAUGAGAGACGCAAUGUGGUUGAGACUCUUGGAAUUGACAAAUGGAACACAGACUCUGUGGAAGCCUUCUUUCAAGAAAGAUUGAAGUAAAGGGCUGGUCCCUUUAUUUUGAAACACAUGCCUCUAAAGUUUACUAUCUGUUUCACAGAAAUAUUCUGAAAUUAUCAUUGCUCUAGGUAUAUAAUAGAAAUGUCACCUGCUUAGACAGCAAUAUCAUAUUCUGGAGUACAUGUGAAAUUGGUGCAGAAUCACUAGGCUCUCUAUGAAGGUCUGGCAGUAAAGCCAUACAGGUAUGGCAGACUGGAUGUCUACGAACCUAUGAUUCCUAACUUUUGUGGCAUGAUAUUAAUACUUGUAUAAUGAACAUUUGAUUAAGUUAUUUUACAUUGUUCAGAUUUAUACAAACAUAUGCAUUAUCACUGAAUAAGAGACUUUCUGAAAAAUGUGAUUUUUUAAAAACAAAAUUUUUAAGGCAUUAAUAUUUGAGUUUUAAAAGUUUCCUUUUUCUGAACCUUCAAGCUUUGAGGAUUAAAAUUUGAGAACUAUAAUGACACUUGAACAUAAAUACAUCUACAUUAAACCAUUGCUUUAAUUCACUGUAUGAGAGUGGAAGUACUUAAAUCUAUCAAAAUCAUAUUUCAUGAUCAUGUAUGAAUAAAUCUAAAAUUUAACAUUGUUACAA